UGCAUACGAUCUUGUUUGUGAGCCAGCGUUCUCCGUUGAGCAGAAACCCCCGUUUCCUUAUUCCUAUAGGCCAAAAGAAAGAGUCUCGAGUCUCAACUCAAACCAUAGGGCACUACCCAACAUACUUACACACCUACAAUUUUUAGCCAAAUUUUAAUCUUAUUUGGUGUCCCAUUAUUUAACAAUAAUUCGUUUAUGACCAAACCAGUUCAUCACUACUUUGCCUCGAUAUUAUAACCCAUCUGGAUUUGAAUCAAAUAACUCUCUUCAUUCUUUCGCCUCACUCUUUCUUCUGGACAGAGUUGAAACCUCUUCAACCUGAGAGUUACGUGAAAGCUUGGGUUCUUCAUUACAACAACAUUUGGGGUCUAAUGGGUCAGAAGUACUUGCACGAGCUACUGAAGGAGGAUCAAGAACCGUUCCUUCUAAACAAGUACAUUUCCGAUAGGCGAAGCCAGAUGAAAAGGCCUUCUCCAAACACAAGUUUGCAAGUCAAGAAACGCAAAUCAAUAAAUCAAAUUCAAAGCUCAAACUUCUCUGUGAACCUGUGCAAAAAUGCUUGUCUUUUCUCCUUCACAGACACCCCAGAGCUCAGAAAAUCUCCGCUGUUAGAAUUUGCUUCCCCAGCCAAAAGCCCCUGCAAAUCACCCAACGCCAUUUUUCUUCACAUCCCUUCUCGAACUGCAACUCUUCUUCUGGAAGCCGCUCUCAGGAUCCACAAACAAUCUUCACCCAAAAUCAAAACCAAAACCCAAUCCUUCGGGCUAUUGGGGUCCUUGUUCAAGAGACUAACACAACGAAACCAGAACCGUAAGAGCGAAAUAGAGGGUGGAAGCGUAAAGGUCUCGGUGAAGGAUGUUUUGAAGUGGGAUUCCUCUCUUGGGCGAAGAAAACUCAAUGGCAAUGGGAGUAGCAAGGAGGAAGAGAAAACAGUGAAUGCGUGUGAGGUGGGUGUUUCUUGUUCUUACAAUGAAAGGCAUAGUAGUGGUGUUUGGUCAGAGAGCAAUGGCAUGGAAACGUCAAGUAGUGGCCACUCUCAUCACUACUUUGUAACCCAUCCCAAUGACUGUGCUUGCUUCUGUGAAAGCCCUUUCCGUUUUGUUCUUCAAACCAGCACUCCUUCCUCCGGCCACCACACGCCGGAGCUACCCUCGCCGAAUCGCCACGCAACACAGGAGAAAGAAAAUAAUGAAGCAGAGAGUCUCAACAAAUUUGAAUCAGGGGAAGAAGAGGAAGAAGAUAAGGAACAGUGUAGUCCUGUGUGUGUGUUAGACCCACCUUUCGAGGACGAUGAGGAAGAGCAUGGAAACGACGAUGAUGAGGAAGACGGUGGUUUUGAUUUGGAGUGCAGCUAUGCGGUUGUACAGAGAGCUAAGCAGCAGCUAUUGUACAAGCUUCGUAGAUUUGAGAAACUGGCAGAGUUAGAUCCAGUGGAACUUGAGAAAAGAAUGCUGGAUGAAGAAGAGGAAGGGGAUGAAGCAUUUAUGGAAGAGGAUGAGGACAGCGAAGCAUCAUAUAACGAAAAUGAUUCUAGAGAACUAGUUUUUCAAGCUCUCUCUCAGUCAAGGGUCCAUUAUGACUUACAGCAAAUCCCAGAAGACUUUAAGAAACUGGUUUAUGAUCUCAUUAUGGAAGAAGAGAAAGGACUUAAUUCCUUAGAAGCUGAUAGGGACAUGGUGAUAAAAAGGAUAUGCAAGAGGCUGGAGUUGUGGAAAGAAGUAGAGUCCAACACAAUUGAUAUGAUGAUAGAAGAGGACUUCUCUAGAGAGGAUGGUGAGUGGAAGAAAAAUGUGGAGCAGAUAAGAAAUAUGGCCGGGGAGCUUGAGAUUGCUAUAUUUGGCUGUUUGGUGGAGGAAUUUUCAGAGGAAUUAGUAUGUUAAUUGGGAUAAAUUUUGAAGCAGCUGAGGAACUUAGUAUGAAUGAUUGAUUAUCUUUAUUCAUUUUCUUAGGAGAGUACAGUCUGACUUGCAAUGUAAUGGGAUAGGCUAGUAAUUAGGGGGGAAAAAGUAACUAAAAGAUAAUCUGGGUAUAUAUGUACAUGACUCGUAUUUGUAGCUGGC
Abrus precatorius (Indian licorice) is the source of this 2060-nucleotide messenger RNA. RefSeq lists its product as uncharacterized. The transcript is spliced from 3 exons. The record is from RefSeq and is a predicted model, not a curated record. The coding region runs from base 372 to 1880 and encodes 502 amino acids. NCBI's taxonomy places the organism in Eukaryota, Viridiplantae, Streptophyta, Magnoliopsida, Fabales, Fabaceae.